AUGGCCAACCAUGGAGACAACCGCUCGCCUCUUUUCGGUUCCGGGUCCGAACGCGAACUUUCCGCGACCGCCUCCGCCUCCGCCUCCGCCUCCGCCUCCGCCAGAGCGACGACCCCUCCAGUCGAGACAACGCCUCUUCUUACAGAGGUCACCGGUGGCUCAUCCGUGCGGUACGAUGGCUUGUCACUGAAUGACGACGCCGCUUCUCACAUCACUGAAGCCUCGAACAGCGACCAGGUGUCUGUCCAUACCAACAAAAAGUCAAGCAAGCGAUGGCCAUCCAUUAUGGCCAUUGUCUUUCUCGCGUUGGCAUCCUUGUUUAUUAUUUUUGUGGCUUAUUUCGUUCCCGCUGCGGUCGAGGAAUACGCUAAGCAGGGCGUUGUUAUUGAGCCAACAAACUUGUCACUCGAAUCGAUCACCGCCGACGGAGUACGCGCGCGCAUCCAAGCAAAUUUCCGUCUCGAUGGUUCGAGGGUCAAAAACGAGCAAGUUAGGCGAAUUGGCAAAACCACAACAUGGAUUGUCCGUCGGUUGGGCACCGACCAAACCGUUGUCAGCGUUUACCUCCCCGAGUUUUCGAAUGUGCUUUUGGGGUCGGCUCGUAUCCCGCCAUUGGCCGUCGACUUGGUUGAUGGGCACACAACGGCAAUCGACUUUGUCGCCGAUUUGGCUCCAGGUGAUGCCGAAGCCAUUCGCGGCAUCGCGAACCAGUGGUUGGAAGGCCGCCUCGAUUCUGUCCGCCUUACAGGACACGCCAGCCUUGCAUUGAGGACAGGGUUCAUCCCCCUAGGCACUCAUACUGUGUCCGAGUCACUUGUUUUCGAAGCUGAAGAACUUCCCCGCCUUCCAAAGUACCACAUCGAUCGUAUCAUCUUCCAAGAAACCAGUAUUCCUGGUGGAAGUAACCAAGCAAUGGGCGCUGAGCUCUCAAUCUCUGCAUUCAACGACUAUCCUGUACAGAUCGACAUACCCCCACUUGCUUUCGAGGUCUUUGUUCCAAACUGCAACCUACUCGAUCCCGCCAUUCAAGUCGCCGAUGCCAUCACUGCACCGGUCGUCUUACGGCCAAAGGCCAGCGUCAUUAUUGACGUGAACGGCACGUUGCAAGAGCUUCCAGACUCGCUGACAGCACAUUGCCCCAACUCCGAAUCCUCGCCCCUGGAUAUGUUUUUGAAGCAAUACCUGAACGGUGGUGACGCAGUAGUCUUCGUGCGAGGGAAAAGGCAGCCUCUAGACAGCACUCCAGGAUGGAUCAGCGAUAUCCUGUCAAGCAUCAAUGUUCCCAUUCCAUUCCCCGGUAGAACAUUUGACAAUCUGAUAAGAGACUUCUCUCUGACAGACGUCCAAUUCUCCCUGCCCGAUCCGUUAGCCGACCCGGACGCACCGGAGUCAAAUCCCACUGUUUCGGGCACUAUUUUAGUAACGGCCGGCUUACCCUCACAGAUGAACUUUGCCAUCAACGUGACAAGCGUCCGCGCAAAUGCCGAUGUCUUCUAUAUCGACGAUAAGCUCGGUGAAUUGAAUUUGCACAAAUGGCAGGACGCUAAUUCGACAAUGACAAGAGCAACUCCAAACAACGAGGCGAUACUCGAAAUCGAGUCCAGAAUUGCCAAUGCUCCUCUCAAUGUCACGAAUGGCGAUGUCCUUACAGAAGUUAUACAGAAGUUACUAUUCGGUGGCGAGCCUGUCGAUUUGGAAGUCAAAGCUCUUGUCGAUAUCCGUGUUGACACCAUUCUUGGGCAACUUACGCUCAAGGACGUACCUGCCGAAGGGAAGAUUCCUGUAAAACCGAUUGCUGCCGGUUCAUUUAACGAAUUAUCUCCGCGUGUCGAAAACAUCAAAAUCCUAGCCACUACGCCAACAUCACUUACCAUAGAGGCUAUUGCGAACAUUACCAACCCAACUGAAUAUGCAGCACGCAUCCCUCUAAUCAGCCUUCACAUUCUUUGCAAUGGCAGCUUAAUCGGCACAGUGAGAGCUGAACACCUCAAUGUCAUCGCAGGAAACAACACAAACUUAGCUAUGACCGCAACUUGGGAUCCAUCCCUUGACGGCGAACGUGGCCUCGAGAUUGGUCGUAACUUACUCUCCGAGUUCAUUUCCGGCUUCAAUACUUCACUCACAGUGCGUGCAUAUCGUGAAAGUAUCCCGUUGCAACCUGUACUCGGAGAUGCUCUCUCGAAGUUCAAUUUUACCGUCCCUACUCCUAGAUUGUCACUGCCUGGUCGAGGAGAUGGCGGCGGUAGGAAUGGCGGCGAAGAGAAUGAGAAUACAGCCGAACACAGCUUCAUUCGCGAUGCCACGUUCCACAUAUUCUCCUCAACGGCAUCAUUUAUUCUUGCCUCUCCACUUGCCAAAGACACGCUUUACAUCGAGUCUGUUAAUGCGACGGCAUAUUACAAUCAUACCGAACUUGUUGGCACUAUCGUGUCCGAUAAUCUUUUCGGUGCACCCCCUGGGCUUUCGGAGACACCUAAGUUACCCGUGGGUUGGUCCCCAAAUUCUAUCGGCUUUGAUAAGCUACGAAAAGCUUUAGGGGGCGUAUUGAAGUUAGAUGCGAAAGCUGAGGUUGCCGUCAAUAUUGGACAAUGGCGGCAAAGGAUCUGGUACGAAGGUGCUGGAAUCGGCGCCCAUAUUCGGCCAUAG
Messenger RNA from Sporothrix schenckii 1099-18, 2646 nucleotides. RefSeq lists its product as uncharacterized. Gene Ontology annotation, cellular component: fungal-type vacuole membrane. The record is from RefSeq and is a predicted model, not a curated record. The coding region runs from base 1 to 2646 and encodes 881 amino acids. The transcript has 3 exons. Lineage: Eukaryota; Fungi; Ascomycota; Sordariomycetes; Ophiostomatales; Ophiostomataceae.